AGCCUGCUCCCUGGUGGCGCCGCGGCCAAGCGCAGGAGGCUGUUGCCGCAGCAGCGUCGGGAGCGGGCGAGGCGGGGAUGCAGGAUUCCCCCGCUCUCCGCCAAUCACACGCGCUCCCCAGGCCCGGGCUCCAGCCACUGGCUGCGGCGGGCGCCGGGCCCGGCAGGGCUCCGGGCGGCGGCGGCGUGGGGGGAUGCGGUGACCUUGCGGCUGGGCGGCAGGCGCAGAUCGAGCGCCCCGGGGCCGGGCCAUGGGCACGGUGCCGUCCGCGCUGAAGCACUGCCUCAGCUAUCAGCACCUCCUCAAGGAGCAGCUCUGGAUCGGGGAGCCGGCCGCGCCGCCGCCUGCUCUGCAUCCCGGGAAUUUCAAAUAUCUGGAUUUCCUGACUAUGUUAAAAUUGUAGAAGUUGGGCCAAGAGACGGAUUACAAAAUGAAAAGGUUACAGUUCCCACAGAUAUCAAAAUUGAGUUAAUCAACCGACUUUCCAAAGCAGGCUUGUCUGUAAUAGAAGCAACCAGUUUUGUUUCAUCAAAGUGGGUACCUCAGAUGGCAGAUCACACAGAAGUAAUGAGAAGGAUCGAGCGGCAUCCUGGGGUCCAAUAUCCUGUACUCACACCUAAUCUUCAAGGUUUUCAUUCUGCUAUUGCAGCAGGAGCUACAGAGGUAUCAGUAUUUGGUGCAGCAUCUGAAUCUUUCAACAAAAUGAAUAUUAAUUGUUCUAUAGAAGAAAGCAUAGAAAAAUUUGAAGAAGUUACUAAAUCAGCACAAAAUAUGAAUAUUCCAGUGCGAGGGUAUGUAUCUUGUGCACUGGGAUGCCCGUAUGAAGGAAACAUCAUACCAGCUAAAGUGGCAGAAGUGUCUAAACAGCUGUAUAGCAUGGGCUGCUAUGAGAUCUCUCUGGGGGACACAAUUGGUGUGGGGACCCCCGGCAGCAUGAAAAGAAUGUUGGAAGCUGUUAUGAAGGAAAUCCCAGUGAGUGCUCUUGCUGUUCACUGCCAUGACACGUAUGGCCAGGCUUUAGCCAAUAUCCUCACAGCCUUACAGAUGGGAGUUGGUGUUGUGGACUCUGCUGUUGCUGGAUUAGGUGGCUGUCCAUAUGCGAAAGGUGCUACUGGAAACGUAGCCACGGAGGAUGUGCUAUACAUGCUUAAUGGGUUAGGGAUAAAUACGGGAGUGAAUCUUUACAAGGUGAUGGAAGCUGGUAACUUCAUCUGCACGGCUUUGAACAAGAAAACAAAUUCUAAAGUUGCACAAGCUUCCUUCAAUGUUUGAACUGUAUAUUAAAAUGUUCUUUCUGCAAUACACAUUGUCAAAGAGCAUUUACAUAAAGAAAAUCAAUUGCAAAACCUUUUCAGUCAAGAAAAAAAGAAAGCAUGCUAUAGCUGUUCUUUAUGGAAAGAGUAACUGUGUGUUAGAGUACUACAUCUUGCCAAAUGUUAUUUUGGGGAAAGAAUACAGCAUUGCAAAUAAUAAAUAUAAUGUCUAUCAAUACAAAUUCAUGUACUCGAUACUUUUAAAAGUAAGCAAAUCAGCAACUUACUGUCUAUUUAAAUGGCCUUUUAGCUUGCUUUAGAAAAAAUUAAUUACAGAGUUCCACAAAAAGUGAAUACAUUGGUAAUUCUUAAUCAAGCUGACUUUUAGUACAGUACAAAUAUUUGAAGUAGUUUAUGAGAUCCCACAUUGUGUGUGGCCUGGCUAUUAUGUGUUUUAUUUCUCUGAAUCUCCACUUUUCAUUUGCCAAGUCAAUUAUGUUAUGAACGUGGAGCCCAAUCUAAAUUUACUGUAAGUAGUUUCUAGCAAUAGCACUUUUGUAUUUUUACAAUGGUUAACAUCUGUUAAAUAUAUGAAUGAUUUUAUCUUGUUCCAAGAGUUUGUGAUGAAUAGCAGCUUGCCAUAUCCUGCAAAUCUAGUGCAACCUCUCUUAUUUGUUACAUACAUUAAAUUCACUGUAGUUGCCUUUUUCAUCAGCUGUUUUAAAAAGCUGAUUAAUUAUAUCAAACAAUGAAAAGAAGACAGGAUAUACUCUUUAGUGUAGCACACUGGGGGUAAUUAGAUUUUUGUGUAAAAGCCUCAUGCACCAGUUGACAUUUUAUUUUAUGAUCCCCAGAUUAUCAUUCUCACUCAUUAUCACAGAAUCUGUCUUUCUGGGGAUGUUGACACCUAUGACUGACUAGUUUACACAGAGUGAGCCAUCCACAGCCUCCCUCUAAGCUUUUGUGAAUUUACUGUACCUGUAAAUGUCUGAGUGCAACAAAAUGCCAGUAAACUGCACCAUCAUCAGUAAAUCAGCAAUGGACAAUUUAAAAUAACCGCCUCAUUGUUUUUGUAACCUGUUCAAAUCAUCCAUGAAACUACUGUAAUCUUCUUGCCUGAAACUUCAGUUCUUUUACUGUGUCUGUCUACACAGCCUUCUUCAGUAUCUGUAUCUUCAUUAUGUAUCUGCUCUUGAUCUGAAUUUUGUUAGAAAGCAAGCUCUUAACACAAAACCCAAUAACCUGGGCUAUGAUUUUUUCCCCAUUGAUAUAUACUUAGCUCUUCUCAGAAACAUGAAAAUUUGGAGAAGGAUGAGAUUUUAAAAAAGUGAAAGAUUUACAUGAAAAGAAAGAAGAAGGUAGGCUCACAGUUGUGUGCAGCCCAACUCUGUCAGACUACAGCACCCUUACUUGUGCCAUUAUCGCAUGUUCUGGGGUUGUGCCAUGGUCCGAACCAACUUGAUUAUGAGACAUCCAGGUUGUCGGCUGAUGUCACAUAUGGUUGGAGUUUGGUGGCUACUACUCUCCAAAUUAUUUUGCCCAGGAAUGUGGGGGUUGGAGACAGGGUAGUCAUUGGAGAGGUCUUCUUUGGAGAGGUCUUUCUGGCAAGUGUUGGCUUGCUGAGGACUGGUGAACUAUUACUUUUUUCCAGGAGUUUGGUAGCUGUGCUUCUCUGAAGCAGGCAUAGAUUAUUUCCAUUAGUAGUUCACAUAGUUCUUCUUCACUGUCUUUUACCAGCCUGGAGUCUCCUGGAUCCAUUUCACAGACUGUGGCUUUAAUAUUUUUCAGGGCUACCCUGCUUUGCAUCAGAUACAGUUCAGUCUUUACAGGUGGCUGGAAAUUGGCCUUGAGUUGGCACAUUUAUAUGUUAGUUUAAAAUCUAACCAGACAUCAUUGAAAAUAAGAUUCAGGAAGGACCUGUAAUACGAGUGCUCGAUCCAAGGGUUGCAAAACCAACAACACCCCCCCAUCCCACCCCCAACACAUGGGCUCAUGAACAGGGCUGGGGGUGGUUGUGAUCAUCUUUCCUUACUUUAUUGCUAGAUGGGAGAGGUUGAUAACAUUUGCUCACCAUUGUAAUAUGGGAUCAUGGAAUGCAGCUUGAGAAUCACUGAGGUAGAAUUACUACUAUUUUGCUCCAUGCUAUAGAAAUGAACCACUUCUACGGCAAAGGGAUAGUUUAUGUAAGAUACGACUGUUUUCUCAGAGGGUUAUUUUAAGGGGAGGGAGUGUGGCCUAGUGAUCAGAUCUGUGGUCUGGGAGCUAGGAUUCUGUUCCCAGCUGGCUCACUGUGUGACUUAUCAGGUUGCUCACCUAGUGCUGUGAGGUUUUCAUUAAUUAUUUUUUGUAAAGCCAGUUGGAAUGUUCAGAGCACAGAAUUUAAAAAAGUAUCCAAUCUGAGAACUGUCCCAGCAACAUUUCCCAGGCUUGGCUUGUUAAUUAUUUUUAUUUACGCAUUUAUUUAUACUAUAUUUACUAAAUGGAAACAUUUUUUCUUCAAAUCUCCCAUUUCCUGUUUCAGUUAGCAUCUGCCAUCAUGAUCCUAAUGUCCUAGCAGGAGGGCAUGAUUAAAACCAAUGUUAAUGUAGCCCUUUGGGUCAUCCUCCAGAGACACGGUAUAUUUGCUGAAGAACUGUCACCAGCAUGGUUGUACUGGUUAAAUGCACCUAUUAUUUUGCAGUGCAUGGCAUUAAUCUUAAAGGUGAAAUAAAACAUAUCUAAAUGUUUGUUGAAACAGAUAUCCUGAUGUAUUAUGACAUGCUAGAGUUCAGCAACUCCAGUUAACUAAGUCACACGUAAGGCGUUAGUAAAUAUCAGCUGUCACUCCAUCACACACUCUAAUGUUUAUGCCGGUAAGGUGUAAUCCAUUCUGAGUGCAUUUGCUUGUGAUUACCUUUAUUAUCAGUUGUUCCAAUCUGCUUUAAUGGAAAAUGAUACGCAACUGAUGAAUCUCUUCUACGUUACCAUAGAAACAUAUUUCUUCCCUCCAUUAACUAAGCAUUAACUAUGAGAUCUUUGAUAACUCAGAAUAUUCCUCUGUAAAGAAAUAUUCAAGUUAUGGUAAUCAAAGUUGAUUCAGAGUACCACUCUCAGAUCAUUUAAAUUUUCUUUUCAAUUUUUAUUUUUGAGCUUCUCUCUAUAUCACAAAUGCAGAGCAAACAUUUUCAUUCCUGUUUUUAUAUUAGCUAAAAUCACCCAAAUUACCAUCUGAGCCUGUACCAAGUGUCAUCAAUGGUAAAACAAUUGUACAUUGCAGUGGGUGUCUGAACACAUCCUAAUACUUUAUACUAUACACUGAGGUGGAAAAUACGUUCUGGAUCACACGUGUGACCUUCUUACUGUAUUUUUUUUUGCAAUUACUCCAAAAUUGCAUGCUCCAAAAACUGCAUGAUGAACAGCUGCACAUAAGGAUAGUAAGGUGCAGACACUCCAUGCCC
This is a messenger RNA of Chrysemys picta bellii (western painted turtle), 4690 nucleotides long. It is a transcript of the gene HMGCLL1, whose product is annotated as 3-hydroxy-3-methylglutaryl-CoA lyase like 1. Gene Ontology annotation, biological process: L-leucine catabolic process; ketone body biosynthetic process. Gene Ontology annotation, cellular component: cytosol; endoplasmic reticulum. Gene Ontology annotation, molecular function: hydroxymethylglutaryl-CoA lyase activity. The record is from RefSeq and is a predicted model, not a curated record. Lineage: Eukaryota; Metazoa; Chordata; Testudines; Emydidae.